GCAGGAUCUGUUCUCCUCUGCCCUUUGCCCCCUCAACCAUCUUUGUCUGGCUGGUAUGUGCCUAUCCACAGUCCCAUGACCCACUCCAGGUCUAAAUAUAAAUACCCAAGGAGUGUGUUCUACUGUUAAGGUCGCAUUACAUCAUCCCAGGCUGCCUAUUCUGAAUGAAGCAGCACUAGGGACAUGAGCUGUGAACGUGUCGAUGGCUUUACGAUACCUCAGGUUAGGUUGAAAAUGAUGGGUCGCUCUCACAGCCACUGACCGACUGUUUUCCUGAGGAGAAGGCUGAACACUUCUGGAUAACACAAACUUUUGACUGUGCAUCUAAAAUUUGAAGAGGUUUCUUUAGACUCUCGGCUGACAUGGGGAACGGAAUCAACAAGGUAAAGUUCUGAACGUCUAUAUAAGAGGAACAUUUAAAAACCUUACUUACAUCUUUGUGACCUGGUUUUGAACUCUCUUAAGGUCCUGCCUGAUCUGUAUCUUGGGAACCUCAAAGGUAAGCUCUCCCGCCACCUGUAACCUAAGUAAAGGAUUUAUUUAAUUUCAGGACAAUAGUGAUCAUGUUUCGGUUCCUCAUGCAGAGGGGGCAUGUGGUGAGAUGCUACACUGAGCUCAGUUUCUAUAGAGAGGUCACAGCGUGGAGCAGAACUACUCAAGUACCGUAUUCUGGAGUUAAAAAAAAGAUUACUGUGUUUUUUUAAUCCCUCUCAGGUCUGUGGAGGUUUCAGCAGCUGAAGGAAAGCUGCUGGGAGUAUGUGAGGGUUUGUGUGGGAGGGGAUGCCCCGCAGUGUGGGGGUGUCCCCAGUACGAACGACUAUAUUCCACUUAUUUAUCACUUUGCUGCAAAUGCAAAAACUGGUGGCUUUGAAAAACAUGUGCACGCGUGAAAUCGUGGCAGCACAGAAAACGUCCUUGAGCUUCUCACAUCCUGCACGCCCUCGAAUCUGACGAAGCUUUUAUUCGGGGAGAAAAAGUGUGAAUUUGAGAAAAAAAAGAAAACUUUGAUCUAAAAAUGUCUCAGAUUUCUCACAGGGUUAGUUUGAACCAGUUCAUACAUGAAAUUUUAUCUAUUUAAACUAUUUCUACACGUUUGAUUGUAUAAUUUCAACAUAACUGACAAGGUAACGAUGACUACAACACUUUAACUCGUUCUAACUCAAAAUUAAUUAUUUGAUUUUAUUUUAUUUUGACCUGUGUAGUUUUUCCAGAAAGAUAUAUGUAAUGGACUUUAAAGCUCAGACUAAAAAAUAUUGUGUCAUAUUUUACGUAAAAGUGUUAGGGCCACAUUAAGAAAUAAUAAAAAAUAAAAUUUAAAGAAUAAAUCUGUUCCUUCAUGACGAUAAAUAACAGUAAUAAUAAUAAUGAUCACUUUAUUUUGAGAGCACUUUUAAAAACAGAAGUUUAUGAAGACAAAUAAGGACAAAUAAAUAAAGCUCAGUUAAAUCAGAAUUGAAGGUCAAUUUCAUUUGUCAUAAGGAACCCAGAAAAUACAAGAACCAUGCAACAUAAAAUGAGACCAUGAGGACCAAAAUAAAAACAUAAAACAGGUAAGAAUAAGAAAAAAGAUAAAGUCGAUCUGCUAAAAGAAAAAAGCAGGUUUGUGAUCAAGUUUGGUCACCUGAUCAGCAGCCAAUCCUGUGCCUUAAAACGAGGAUGAUGGUUCAUCUUAAUUUAAUAAUAUUCUAAUUUAAUAAGCGGCUCCAUGUUCCUGCUUCAAACAGGUCAAUCAUUCACUAAAACUACGACUUUAUUCAUGUAAUAUUAGACUAUGGUUUUAAUACGAAUUAACUCUGAUAACAAGUUGACUUUAUUCCUAUAAUGAAAACACUAAAUUAAGAUUUUAUUCUCCUAAUCGGCCUGUUAUGACUUUUUAUUUAAGACUUAACUUUAAUUUCUUAUGACUCUGCGACUGUUUUUGUGACAUUAUGACUCUAUUUCCAAACUCCUAAAAUAUUUUGGUAACAUUUUAUUUGACGUCUAUCUCUAUAACACAUCAUAAAUAUAUAUAUAUAUGCGUUAUAAUCGUGUUAUAGCACUGUAUAACUAGAGUUAUAAACUCUCUCUUUAUAGCAGUAAUCAUAAGAAUUAUGAUAAUUAAUGAGUGUUUAUAAUGAUAGUUAUACAAGUUUAUGAACUAUGAACUAUUUAUAAACACAUUAUAAACACAUUGUUAACAGUUAUAACACAUUAUAAUCCCUGACCUAUGCUAUAAAGCAUUAUGAUCAUUUAGGAGUGUUUAUAACUAUAGUUAUACAGUGCUAUAACGUGAUUAUAAUGUAGUUAUACAGUGCUAUAAGACAUCAUACAUAGAUUUAAAGUGCGUUGUAGAGAUAGGCGUCAAGUAAAGUGUUACGAAUAUUCUUUAUCCUUAACAUAUGGCUCUGAUACUCCUCUUUAAAUGCCUCUUUCUUUCUUUCUUUCUUUCUUCUCCUCUUGUGUGAAGUUUUUAUAUUACAGUAUUAAUUCUGUUUUUAUGGCCUGAAUUUAAACAGCUCCUAUAAACCUGAUGACCGUUUUGAUUUCGUCUCAGAGAGUUCGGUGUGUCUCUUGUUUUUGUGCUCGGUGGCUGAAGGACAGACUGUUACCAUCUUUAAUGUCACAUCAACACCAUCACACCUCUUAUAAAUAUUUGUUUCAUGACAACACACACUCUGGGCCUCUUCUUACUCCAUGACCUUUAAGUCACUGACUUGAAUUGAUAGUUACAUAAGCAGAUUGUGUCCUCUGUCUGUGCAGCACUCUCAGAGGUUUAUUCAAGUGUUUAAAGUUUUUGUUUCAUUUGCAUUUUGCAGGUUUUAAACUUGAGUGAAGUUGUACAUUGAGGUUAGUUUAGUAGAGACUCAGCUCUUUCUUGAACAGCUCGUGGUGGCAUCCUGCAAACUUGCAAAGCAUGAGAGAAAAAGUGCACAUCUGUCCAGGGUAGAAAACCUUUGGCUUCCUUUUGCAGACUAAAAUUUGAUUAGAAGAAUUACAGUUUCUUGCUUUUGGCCAAGCUGUCGGACUGUUUUAGAAACACUGGUUUUCCGGUUUUUCUUUCAGUUCAGAACAGGAGUUAAACUUUGAAGCUUUUAAGGCCACAUUUGCUAGAAGAGGUUAUUGUCGGGCAGAAAAAGCUUUAUUUAGGUUUGACUUUACAUGAGGACAUCUCUCUUUCUCUGCAGAUGCACGCGAUGGGGAGCUGCUGGCAAAGCACAAUAUCACCCACAUCCUGUCCAUUCAUGACACAGCAGCACCUGUACUGGAGGUGAGCUCUGUCUGCUGUGUGUCCUAAAUCAGCCUUUACAACCUCUGACACCAACACUGAUCUGAUCACUACAUGCAGCAGAAGUUCAAUACUCCAAAAAACUUAUCAGGGAUUUCUACUAAUACUUUGAUUGAUUCUUAAUCAGCAAAUUAGUCUUUGUUUCUUCUCUUAGUUUUACCUCAAUACAAAAAAUCUAAUUCUCAUCGUUUUUAUGCCUCAAAACUGACUUUAACAUCAUAGUUGUUUUCUAAUGGUUCACCUGUAAUCCUAACUAACAUCUUCCCUUCUUCUUCGAUUCCCUCUUUAAUCAUUUAUCAGAUAUCGGACAGCUUCUGUUUGGAUUUUCGAGGAUAAAUAAAAGACAAAGAAAAUCUUUGAAGUGAUUUUCUUUAAGACCAAAUUCAUUUUGAUCCGACGCUGACCAAACAGACCACUUCAAAUGGUGUGAAAGUCAGAUGUUCUUCUUUCUUGGCGUGGAAAGUCCUCAGGUCUAGUAUCAGUCAUAAUGUGAAAUUCAUCUGCUCCUCUCAUGACUCGCAUUUUUAAAUAUUGUGGACAAAUCUGCACAUUUGAAUGCUGCGUUUAACCUGUGCGGCUGCAGCUGGGAUGAUGCAGAUGCAGCACAUUUACACUGGGAGGUAGGAGCUCGGCGGUCUGCGCCCGAUCAAGUCUUGAAAGUGCAACUGCAUAAAAAAGUUUCUGGCGUUUCAUGGCCGAAUUUAGAUGUUGAGAUUUGAGUGUGAAAAGGUGCAAAAGAUGUUUUACUUAUGUGUACGUGUCAAAGCGUGUGAGAACCUGCUGGAUUGAAAGUACAAAUUUACCUCGACUGAUUUCCAUUUGGUAACAGAUGUAAGAGUGAACAUUAAAAGUUUCAUGAAGCUGAGACUCUUCCCUGUCCAAACAGUUCACACUGAGCCCUUCAAUGUUGAAUUUAUCGCCCUCUGUGCUCCGUCUUCGACUGGUUUUUGAAAAUCUGGAUCUUAUGUGUCCGCUUUCACAACUUUCAUCUUUUCUUGUUGAAAGCGAGCCUGAAAAGAGCUCACAGAUUUCUGUACACUUUCUCCAUCCAUUCCUCUUCUGUUUCAUUGAACGUAGAAGAGAAACAGCAACUUGUUUUGCAGUAUCACUACCCAAACUGGUCAACCACCAAAACUUUAGGAGAGGUUUUGGGCUCAAAUUGGGGCCCGGGCGUGCCUGCUUUAUCUUGAUGGCAGGGUUGUUGUCACUUGAAAUUGGAUGACACUGCUCUCCGCGAUCUGUGGUUGUAACGAUGACUCAGGUCUGUCGGCCCAAAUAGCCAGAUGGGACGGUUUUAUUUGCAUACCUAACAGUCAAACUGCUGACUGAUUGAUUUCUUGGAAGACAGCUUGAUGGUUCCUGAGAGAGGAGGGUCAAAUUUGCAACCACAAAAUCUCUAAGGUCCAAGUGCUGUUUACCGUACGUUAUGUGCUUCUAAUUAACAUAUUGCAAAACAUAACCAGGCGAUGACAGUCGAAGCAAAUGAGUGAAAACUAUUAAUCUCAGCAUUUAUUCACAUUUUUGACCUUUGCAAAGAAAUUCGGUGCUGCACAAGAUUUCUCUCUCUGUCUAUAACACACAUUUCCUCAGUAUUAGUGCUGCAUCUUUCCUCAGAAUUAUUCAUGUUUAUUUAUUUAUUGUCACUACUACAAAACUUAAGUUUUGUGGGCGUGCAAACGAGCCCAGGAGGAGAACAUCCAGGCCUCGCUGUGUCCCAGAGGGCUCAGGGGUUUUCGCAGCGGCGCAGUCAUAACUGGACCAGUUAGUUUCUGUCCACUGUAUGUACCAUCAGCUGCCAGGUGCAGAAAUACACACACACACAAGAACACACACACUGAACAUCGUUAAGUCGUGACCUACCACAUCAGCAGGGCCAUAGGGGGCAAGGUUUCAGGGGCAGUCCCAUCCAAGCAGAAACAGGAAGUGUGUUCAAGGCGGUGUUCGAACGGAUGACCUGACAGGAUGAAAAAAACUCCAUUUUAAAAACUGUAUUCGUUAAAUCCUCAGAGUAACGACAUGUUUGAGUUAGUUUAGACUAAAUUACUGCCUGUUUUGUCUUUCAGGACAUGACGUACCUGUGCAUAUCUGCUGCUGACCACUCCAAGCAAAACCUGUGAGUACGAACAAGGAGAGGAAAAUGGACUUUAGAGAGACAGACGCAGAGUUUGUCUGCAGGAGAGGUCCGAUAUCUGCAUAAAAAGAAAAGGAAAAAUUCUCAGUGUGAGGUAGAAAGUUUUAAAAUAGUCUCUGUGAUAUUCAGAAAAUAUGAUAAAUGGCUGGAUUUAUAAAUAAUUGUGUAUAAUGCACAUUUAUUUUCUCCUCCAAACUUACAAUGAAAGACGCUGAUCUGCAGACAUGCAUGCUCCAGAAAAAUCUGAGUGAAUCCCUCAUCGUUGAUAUCGUCUCUAUAUUAAUCAACUUUAAAUGUAGGAAUUAAACAUGAAAACAUGCUUUGACAGUUUCUUUAAUUAUACGUUGCAGAGGUUUGACUGAAACGAAGCCGCAGCCUCUGUGAAUAAACUCAGUAGGGAGGAGCAGAGGAAGUCGAGCUGACUGACUGUCUUUUGGCGGCAAACGCUGCACCUCUGAAACACAUCAACUAAAAGUUAAUUUUCUUUUUAACGUGCAUAUUCAGUCAUGGAAAUGUUCGUAUUUCUCUUAUUAUCUAAAUCAUAUUUAAAUUCAGGCUCAUGCACAGUGGAAAUUAAAGGUUUAUUCUCAUAUUCAUGUGAUUUAGGCAUGCUUAGGAAUUUUAUAUUCUAUUUAAAUCAAGUCUGUUCUGCUUCAUGAUGCUAAAUCCUACAGACUGCACCUUUAAAUGUUGGGCCAAAUCUCUGUGCUGUAAGUAAAGAAUAAGUGAUGUGAAAGAGGUCUCAGACUCUCAGUCAGAUUAAUCAAAUAUUAACAUUUUACAGUGUCUUUAGGUUGGGAGGUGAUCAAACUUUCAUUGAAUAUUGAUUAAAUUAAUGAAGUUUCAAUGCCAAUAACAACAUGGAGGCAUUUUCAGAAAUUAAACACAUAAAAAUGUGCAGAUAUUUUAAACACGGUGUGACCUCUGUGAGAGUAAAUGGCUGAUAAACAGAGGUGAGAUCUGCAGCGGGUCAGGGAAAAUGUAGAAAGAGGAGAAAAGGUUAAAUUUAGCAACAAAAACAAAGUUGAAAAUCUGUGUUAAUCUGAUAAAAAAAACCCUCAAUAAUCUCAAUAUUAAUCUCUACAUUUUUAAAUCAGCCGAGUCUAUCAGGAAACGGUCUAGAUGAGUCUGUAAAUGUGGUCUUUCCUCCUCCAGGAUUCAGUUCUUCAGAGACAGCAUCAUGUUUAUCCACGAGUCCCGACUGAAAGGAGAGGGCUGCCUCGUCCACUGGUGAGAGGAGAGAAAAUAACUGAGUAUCACUUAAGUAUCUAAAAACUCACUUAAUCCUAAAAUCAUCUCUGCAGUUAAAAAGCACUUUGUCAUAUUUCUGAGCCCCCUUUAACGUGUUUCCUGCUCUUAAUCAUCCUCCCAGUGGUUGAGCUGAAGAUUUCCUGCCACACAGUAACACCACAUGAAACUCUUUGUCUUUUGCAAAUGAGGAUGUUGUGAGAAAGAGGACGAAUAUUCAGUUGAGUUGAUCUCUGUUUAUGAGGACGUGUAUUUGCCUCGCUGUGAUUACUGACUGGAAAUCCUCAAAUUCAAUUAAGUCACUUCUCAUUUUCAACCACAUCAAUGUCACCCAGCAGACAAUCUUUAUAAAUCACCUCACCUUUCAUCCUUCCUUAUAUCAAAAAAGACAAACCACAGAUCUUGAAAAUACCAGGUUUCACUUCUUUUUACUCUAAAGCAGAGCCUCUGAAUAUGUGAGGUUGAUAUUAUAAACUCCACCGUGGAUCUGUGUGCUCGCUCUCAGUGUUGCAGGUGUGUCCCGCAGCGUGACUCUGGUGGUGGCUUACAUGAUGACGGUUACAGGGCGAGGCUGGGUGGACUCUCUGGCGGCGGUGAGGGCGGCUCGGCCGUGCGCGGGACCGAACCUGGGCUUCCUGCGGCAGCUGGAGGAGUUUGAGAACACAGAGCUGACAGAGGUGAGUGAGAGUCAGGGAGACGGUCAUUCAAAGCAUCAAGUUUUCAAUAUUAUUAGCACGCCUACAGGAAAUCAGAUCAUGUCUUUAUGAAAGAGGGGAACACAAAUAUUGACUCUUUAGAGUCUACAGGAUCUGCUCUGAUAAAUCGAGGUCUCUGAUUGCAGAUUAAAUCUUCAAACUUCCUGUGUUUUGUGGUCCAUCAAAGUUUUUACAUCUGGUGUUUCUGCUGAAAUCCCCUCACUGCAUCAUAACCUGAUUUACAGGAGUGGAGAGAUGCAGCCGUACAGUAGUAGGUAAUAGUAAACAUCAAGAUACUGUAAUGUCUAAUCUUCAGUGGAAAUGGUAUGGAAGUUUCAUCUGAACCUUAAAAAUAGUUCUUUGUUUUCUGAAAAGUGGAGACAGAAUGAUAGAAGAUAAGGGCCACAUGAAGAGAGAAAAAAAUGACAGGAAAGAGAUUAAAGUCAAAACUUUGAGAUUAAAGUGGAAAUUUAAAUAUUAAAGUCGACUAUGUGCUAAAAUGUAAAACUGUCCCGGUGCUUUCAUGUAGUGUUUUAAUGUUCUUGUUGGCUUAAUUUCAAACAUUUCAUCUUAUUUUAUGAACAAAUAUUCAUGUUACGACUGAAAGUUUCUAAGAGGAACUUCCUGAUCAAUCUGGCGCCCCCUGUGGACAAAGUGAUAACUAAUGUUGUCGAUGAUUUUGUCCGAUAAAUUGUGUUUUUUCAGCCAAAAAUAUCUCAACUUGUUUUACUCAUCAAUAAUAAACAUGCACUAGUUUUUUAAAGAUCACAAAAACAAACUGUCAUUUUUUAGGUCUUAAAUAUUCGUCACUGUUAACUUUUAAUAUAUUUUAUAAUCAGUUUAAAUUUCCUCACAGGAGCUUUAAGUUUAGACUCAUUUGAAGUGAUUAUUAAAGCAUUUUUUAAAUAUCUUUUGACUUUUUAUUGUUGAUGUGAUUUUUAUAACUGAGUUCACCUGACUUUAAUAUUGUGGAAAUUUCAAUAUUAAAGUCGACAUGAAUAAAGUGGAAAUUUCGACUUUUAAACUUUCGACUUUAAUCUUGAAAUGGAAAUUAAAAAUAAUCUCCCUCCUGUAAUUUUUUUUUUUUUUCUCUUCUUGUGGCCCUCAUCCUUUUUUCGUAAAACAGGGACAAGAAAACUGAAAAAGUUGAGUGGAGCUCCAUCUUCUGCUAAUUAGGCCGGUGUACCACAGAUUAGUACCAUGACUGGGUAUAAUAAGAGCGGUCCAGAGAAGCGGGUCUCUCAGAAGAGAAAAUUCAAGCAAAGGUUCACCAUUCUGUGAGAGAAUGUGUGAGCAAAUAGCCCAACAGUCUCAGAAUCAAGUUCCUCAGACCCUCAGGUGAUGCUACAUUAAAAAAAAGACUUGACUCUGUAGUGGAAAUAUCGUAUAAGCUGAACUGGAUUUCUUUUUGGAAAUCGUGGAGCGGAGGAGAGGAGGAACACCUGGUUUUCCUGCAGUCCUGAUUUUAACCCUCCUCCUCUGUUAGGGUCUGUUUUCGUUUUUAAAUGCUCAAAAGAACCACUGCUCUUAUUAAAAUUAUGGCACUUGUUGUGUUAGGGUUGCUGUUGACCUGGUUAGAUUAAUAUCUGAUCAUCAGAACAAAAACCAAAAUCAUAUGUGCACUGACAGGAAACACACUGACAGUCAGAUCCUCUUACACUCAUGUGAGAUUUAACAUCAGGCAUGUCCAGACAUGUGAGAUCAAUUCAGUACAGAUGUCUGUAUGAGGGGUAUACUGACAAAGAAAGACCCAGAGGACCACAACCAAAACUAUCACAAGCAAUAUUUUCAUGUAUAAUGAAGCCGAACAAGGUAACCUAGAGAUGAGAGCCAAACUGGAUGAUAGAGAAUUGUUCAAACUGACCCUUAACGUGGUGGGUGUGUAGUAAAAGCAAACACAGGAGGAAGGUUAAAUUGUCGCAUCAUGAAACAAAAACAUGAAACGUUACGUUGAGUUGUUGAAAUCUUACAUCAGACAAAGAUGACACAACAUUUCACUUUCAAAACUUCAGAAACUGGUCUCCUCAGUUUCUGAAUGUUGAUACACAAACUGUUAAAUCCACAGUCUCUACAGUUUUAUCUGAAAACUAAAACAGUCUUUUGACUCCCUCUUCAUCCUCCCUCUGCUCUUUGUCUCUCUCUCUCAGUAUCGAACCUGGUGGAAGGAGCGAUACGGGAAGACCUCGUUGGACGAUGAAAAGGAGGUGGAAAACCUUCUAACUCGUAAAUCUGAAAACAGCAGUUUGACUCUGACCAGCAUCAGUCCUGAUCUGAACACCAGAAGCACCUGAGGAAAACAGAGAGAGAGUUAGAUCUGCUUUGAGGAACUCGAACACCUGAGGACUUUGUCGAUUCCCAUCCCCCUG
Messenger RNA from Xyrichtys novacula (pearly razorfish), 9705 nucleotides. Lineage: Eukaryota; Metazoa; Chordata; Actinopteri; Labriformes; Labridae. The record is from the annotation of a GenBank genome assembly.